CACACUCACACGACUCACUGCGUGCCAGAUACAUCAGAUCUCCUUUAUGCGUUCAACUGCUAGAGAGAGAAACUAACUUCAAAUUUCUAGAGAGAGAAACACUGUGUGCAAAUGGACGAGAAGCUGAUACAACGGUUAGAGACCGCCGUGGCACGGCUGGAAUCACUGUCAGUCGGUUCGCAGUCACGAGAAAUCGAUUUUGAUACAGUUGCUGCUGCUUCAACCGAUCCAUCGAUCAUCGCAUUUGAAGAGCUGUUGACGGAAUACGUCGGUAAGGUUUCCGGUGCUGCCGUGAAGAUCGGAGGUCAAGUUCGGGAUGUUACUAAUGUCCUUAGUGAAGCUUUUACUGUUCAGAAGGAACUUCUUAUCAAAAUCAAGCAAACUAAGAAACCUGACAUGGUAGGAUUGGGUGAAUUUCUCAAGCCUUUGAAUGAAAAAUUAAUGAAAGCAAUUAGCAUGACUGAAGGAAGGAGGUCUGAUUUCUUCAACCAUAUAAAAGCUGUUGCCGAGAGUCUGACUGCUCUAGCAUGGAUUGCAUAUGUGGGCAAAGAUUGUGGAAUGAGCAUGCCAAUUGCACAUGUAGAAGAAUCUUGGCAGGCAGCUGAAUUCUACAACAAUAAGGUUCUUGUGGAGUAUAGAAAUAAAGACUCAAAUCAUGUGGAGUGGGCAAGAGCUCUAAAAGAACUUUAUAUAACUGGAUUGAGAAACUAUGUUAAGAGUCAUUAUCCUUUGGGUCCUGUGUGGAGUACUACAGGAUCAGCUGUCUCUGCUCCACCAAAAGUUGCUCCUAAACCAAGUGCUCCUGCUCCUCCACCUCCUCCUCCUGCUUCACUCUUCACCUCAGAGUCUUCUCAGCCGUCUUCAUCCCGUCCAAAGGAAGGAAUGGCUGCUGUUUUUCAAGAAAUUGGCUCAAAGCCAGUUACUGCUGGAUUAAGAAAGGUGACAGAUGAUAUGAAGACAAAGAACCGUGCUGAUAGAGCUGGUUUUGUCAGUGCUGGUGAAAAAGAAGUUCGUGCAAGUGUACAAUCUGCUUCUAAAGUUGGACCUCCUAAGUUUGAGCUUCAAAUGGGUCGCAAAUGGGUUGUUGAGAAUCAGAUAGGGAAGAAGGAUCUGUUGAUUGAUCAGUGUGAUUCAAAGCAAACAGUGUAUAUUUUCGGAUGCAAAGAUUCGGUUCUUCAAAUUAAAGGGAAAGUGAACAACAUAACCGUUGACAAAUGCACAAAGAUGGGUGUUGUAUUCACGGACGUUGUUGCUGCUUGCGAAAUUGUUAAUUGCAACAGUGUUGAGGUGCAAUGCCAGGGUACAGCCCCUACUAUUUCAGUAGAUAACUCAGCGGGUUGUCAGUUGUAUUUGAGCAAGGAUUCUUUAGAGGCAUCUAUAACGACUGCCAAAUCCAGUGAAAUCAACGUAUUGGUGCCUGCCUCUGGACCUGAUAAUGAUUUGGUGGAGCAUGCUUUGCCACAACAGUACAUUCAUAGUUUCAAGGACGGACAAUUUGUAACAACCCCUGUAUCUCACUCUGGAGGGUAACUGGUAAAAUACUUGCCAAUUAGUAUGUUGUUAUACUGGGUUUUUCAAAUAUAUAUUUUCUUUUUACGGUUGUGUUUUUCUUUGAAUACUAAGGUGGUAAUUUCCAUGUUCUUUAGUUAUCAAAGGUCUAAACAUACAAAUCUCUUGAUUUUAUCUUCCUGAUGAAAAUUGCGUGUAGCAAUCUGCAUGUAUUAAGCAGAGUUUGUUGCUUAUCUAAUCGAGUGUUUUUAAGUAUUGGUUUAUGGGGGUUCCAUUUGUGUAAUGUUUUGUACCAAUACAUUGUUUUUUAAUGAAAAGUUUAAGAUGAUUUUUGGCA
This is a messenger RNA of Erigeron canadensis, 1846 nucleotides long. RefSeq names its product cyclase-associated protein 1-like. The record is from RefSeq and is a predicted model, not a curated record. NCBI's taxonomy places the organism in Eukaryota, Viridiplantae, Streptophyta, Magnoliopsida, Asterales, Asteraceae. Gene Ontology annotation, molecular function: actin binding; adenylate cyclase binding. Gene Ontology annotation, cellular component: cytoplasm. Gene Ontology annotation, biological process: regulation of adenylate cyclase activity; cytoskeleton organization. The transcript is spliced from 10 exons. The coding region runs from base 112 to 1530 and encodes 472 amino acids.